This is a messenger RNA of Pseudomassariella vexata, 761 nucleotides long. RefSeq lists its product as uncharacterized. The record is from RefSeq and is a predicted model, not a curated record. The transcript has a single exon. The coding region runs from base 10 to 375 and encodes 121 amino acids. NCBI's taxonomy places the organism in Eukaryota, Fungi, Ascomycota, Sordariomycetes, Amphisphaeriales, Pseudomassariaceae.
GUAUUAUGCAUGUCAAUAUCAGCCCAAUUGCAAAUGGGAUAUCGUCCUGAGGUCCACGAAAUAUUUGGAAUUGCCAAAUACACCCUCGCCGGCCCCGAGAUUACAGCUUAUUGCUUACUCACGAAUAUGGCCACAGAUUCUGCUCGUUACAUUCAUCGCUUCGUUAGUCCAAUCCUUCAUCAUCAACUUGGACAUUCGUCACAUCUUCGCAACCACUUCCCCAGACAUGAUCACAUUCGUUACCUCCACCAACAAACACAUCAGUCCUUCUUCUCCCGGAACCGCUUAAGCAACAUCUCGCAUGCGUCUUCUCUUUCAAAGAAGGUAGCCUUAACACCAUCCCCUCUGUUCUCCAGAAUGAGAGUAGUAUGGUAAGUGCUGUGCUUCUCCGCCAGCUGCGUGGUUCUCGUAAACAAAACCUUCAGAAACUCGACGACUCGUUUCAGAUUUGCCUGAUUACAUACCUCCCAGCUGGCUAACCGCAUUGACAACCUUUUUGCAUGCACCUCCAUUUUACAGGGUCUAACUGAAUCAACCUAAAUACUUCGUCCAAAUUAUUUAUAUACAGAACAUACUUAAUUUAAGUGUCCGAAGACUUAGAUAUAUUCUUUCGAGCCCUCUUUUUAGGAGGGACCCUUCCUUCGAGAAAAGUAUCAAUUUCUAACUGCUUAUCCGGUAAAAUAGGCCGUAUUCACUUAUUUCGCUUGUCCUGGGCUGUUCGGAUCGCUGAUAAGUUAAUGAAUACUUUAUUCGGGUCUGGC